This is a messenger RNA of Zychaea mexicana, 369 nucleotides long. RefSeq lists its product as uncharacterized. The coding region runs from base 1 to 369 and encodes 122 amino acids. NCBI's taxonomy places the organism in Eukaryota, Fungi, Mucoromycota, Mucoromycetes, Mucorales, Lichtheimiaceae. The transcript has 2 exons. The record is from RefSeq and is a predicted model, not a curated record.
AUGAAUGGAAACCUCAUUACGAAACCAUUUACCAUGAAAAACGAAAUAUGGGAAACCGUUGCCAGCAUCAAACAGCAACGUCUCGAAGGCCGGCUCAAGUUCACCUUGCUCAUCGAGUGCCCGAAGGCCUUAAUGAAAUUCUAUUUGACAUGGAUAAGCUUGACCAUACCCGCGGGCCGGUUUAAAAUCGUUGCGCGUAUUGGUUCCCAUGCCUACAAGUUAAACUUGCCUGUCGCAUUAAAGAUUCACCCAGCGUUCCACGUUGCCCUGUUGGCCCCUCGCGAUAACCGGCGACUCCGGACAUUCAAGAUCGUGUACCCGCACCAUUGCCCCUGUGGAAGUUCAGGUCGAAGAGUAUUUCGAAGUUGA